Molecule: messenger RNA, 1439 nt
Organism: Sorghum bicolor (sorghum)
Lineage: Eukaryota; Viridiplantae; Streptophyta; Magnoliopsida; Poales; Poaceae
Product: homeobox protein knotted-1-like 4
Exons: 5
Coding region: 165-1169 (334 amino acids)
Biological process (GO): regulation of DNA-templated transcription
Cellular component (GO): nucleus
Molecular function (GO): DNA-binding transcription factor activity, RNA polymerase II-specific; DNA binding
Source: RefSeq, a predicted model, not a curated record
CUCUCUCUCUCUCUCUCUCUCUCUCUCUCUCAUCCAGAACCAGAAUCGAAUCGAAGGCAAAUUAAACCAAUAUAGACACAGCCUUACCUUGCCCUAAUAAUGUCUCUUCCUCCAUUCCUCAAACAAUAAAAUAUCUCCAGAUAGCUAGGCGACCUGCUGCACGCAUGGAGGAGGAGCUGCCUGCUCUUGCCAGUGGCUCAAAGGCGGCCACCACGACGCCUUUCUACCUCGCCUUAGAUCACAGAGCUUCGGCCACUUCAUCUUCACCGCCGGCGGAGGCGCCAACACCGCCGCCGCCUUCCGCCGUCUCAGAUCCUUCUAGACAGUCCAACAGCGAGAGGGGAUCCGAAAUAAUCAAAGCCAAGAUCAUGUCUCACCCUCUCUAUCCUGCUCUCUUGAGAGCCUUCAUAGACUGCCGGAAGGUUGGAGCGCCGCCGGAGACUGUCGGCCGGCUUUCCGCCCUCGCCGAUGAGGUCGAAAUGAACUCAGACGACAGACAAGAACAGCGACCAGCAGACCCAGAGCUCGAUCAGUUCAUGGAGAUCUAUUGUCACAUGUUGGUAAGGUACAGACAGGAGCUCACAAGACCAAUCCAGGAAGCCGACGAAUUCUUCAGAAGCAUGGAGGCCCAGAUCGAUUCAUUUUCGUUAGAUGACAAUGGCUAUGAAGAAGGAGGCGGUUCCUCCGACGAAGACGAGCAAGAAACCGGCGACUUGGGCGGCCUGCCGGUCCCAGCUGAGACCGGCAGCCCGUCCGGGGAGGACAAGGAGCUGAAGAGCCGCCUCCUGAACAAGUACAGCGGCUACCUGAGCAGCCUCUGGAGGGAGCUCUCGAGGAAGAAGAAGAAAGGCAAGCUGCCGAGGGACGCGCGCCAGAAGCUCCUCCACUGGUGGCAGCUGCACUACAGAUGGCCCUAUCCCUCGGAGCUGGAGAAGGCGGCGCUGGCAGAGUCGACGGGGCUCGACGCGAAGCAGAUCAACAACUGGUUCAUCAACCAGCGGAAGCGCCACUGGAAGCCGGCGCCACCGACGAUGGGGCUGGCCACAGGAGAUUACAGGUUGGGCUCGCAUGGCGGCGGCGGCGGCGGUUCUAGCAGCUCGGCCAACGCCGGUCUCCGCGUGGAGGGGCAGUACUUCACCGGCGGAAGCUCGUAUCCCCGUGGCCCGUGAGGCCGUGUGACGAUGCAUGCAUAUGUCGCCUCUGGCUGAGCUCGUGAGGUGUCGACAUGGAUUGUUGUCCUGCAUUCAUAUCAGCAUUAUACAUACACAUGCAUACAUACGUGAUCAUUUGGGUAUAGAUGGUGUGUGGACGUGUGGUGUUUCCUAUACAGAAAUUUGAUGGUCUCCUUACUUGCAUUGUUGUUGCUCAUAUACAUACACACAUCUAUAUAUAUGCAGCUAAUUAAUGCCAAAGUUAUAAAGUUGUAACCUUAUUAUUAA